AAGAGAAAGUAAAAGUAAAUAAUCUGCAACAGCAACAAUAAUGCAGCAGCAUGUCGUCUGUGUUAUAAAAUGAACAAACAAAAUAACCGUGGACUAUUUCAUCUAUUUUUCUUUCAGGAAGUGUUAAAUUAACUCGACAAUGACAUCUACGAUCGCUCUCCUUUAUCCAGCGACCUUAAUGAAGUUGUUUCUCGUUUUCAUGUACUCUCCCUCUCAAGUGGACGCUACUGCUCAGUCAGAGUUGAUUUGUUCAGAUCAACCAAUCGUAGCCCUGGCUGGUGGUGAUGUCAUUUUGCCAUGUCACCUUGAACCUGCAGUCAGUGCCACUUUCUGGACAGUGGAGUGGACCAAACCUGGUUUGGACCCAAAGUACAUUCAUGUUCAUCAACAUGGAAACCUGUUGUUAAAGCAACAAAAUCCGGCCUACAACUAUCGUACAAGACUGUUUGUGGAUGAAAUGAUGAAAGGAAACGUCUCCCUGAAAAUUUUCAGCGUGAAAACAUCUGAUGCAGGGACAUACAAAUGUUUCCUCCCUUCAAUACAGAAGGAAGCUUCCAUCCAACUCAUUGUUGGAGAGUCUGAUGUGAUUGGCUCACUCGAACCAGUUACAGUAGUAGUUGGCGAUGAUGUCAUUCUGCCAUGCCACCUGGAGCCCCCAUUCGAUGUGAAGAAUCUAACGGUGGAGUGGACAUGCAAUAAAAGCAUUGUGCAUGUCUAUAGAAGUCUGGAGGACUAUCUAGAUAAUCAGGAUCAGAAGUUCAAAGGAAGAACAUCUCUCUUCCGUGAUGAAAUGACCAGAGGAAACAUUUCACUGAAACUGACCAACGUCACUGAACAGGAUUCAGGAAAUUACAGCUGCUUUGUUCCCAAACUGCACAGUCAGGUCAGAAAAGGCAACGUUACGCUCAUUGUUGAGACAAAGCAGGGACUCAAUGAAAGCAGACAGACUAAUCACACUGGUGGCAUUAUUGGCAUUUCUGGUGCUGCCAUUGCUGGUGCUGAUAUUGUUGGUGCUGCCAUUGCUGGUGCUGCCAUUGUUGGUGCUGCCAUUUUUGGUGCUGCCAUUGUUGCAGUAUUACUAAAGAAAAGACAAGACCAGAGAGGAUGCAACGUAGGAAACACAGAAGACACAGAAGAGGAGAAUAAUCCUCAAGCAGUGAUUCUGAUCAACAGGCUGAACGCUAACGAGAGUGAGGAGAAUAAUCCCGAGACUGAGACUCUGAUCAACAGGCCGAACGCUAACGAGAGUGAGGAGAAUAAUCCCGAGACUGAGACUCUGAUCAACAGGCCGAACGCUAACGAGAGUGAGGAGAAUAAUCCCGAGACUGAGACUCUGAUCAACAGGCCGAACGCUAACGACUGUGAGGAGAAUAAUCCCGAGACUGAGACUCUGAUCAACAGGCCGAACGCUAACGACUGUGAGGAGAAUAAUCCUGAGACUGAGACUCUGAUCAACAGGCUGAACGCUAACGACUGUGAGGAGAAUAAUCCCGAGACUGAGACUCUGAUCAACAGGCCGAACGCUAACGAGAGUGAGGAGAAUAAUCCCGAGACUGAGACUCUGAUCAACAGGCCGAACGCUAACGAGAGUGAGGAGAAUAAUCCCGAGACUGAGACUCUGAUCAACAGGCCGAACGCUAACGACAGUGAGGAGAAUAAUCCCGAGACUGAGACUCUGAUCAACAGGCCGAACGCUAACGAGAGUGAGGAGAAUAAUCCCGAGACUGAGACUCUGAUCAACAGGCCGAACGCUAACGACAGUGAGGAGAAUAAUCCCAAAACAGCGGAUCUGAAAAACGACAUAUCAACGACACAAAAUUGACGUGACUCACCUAUGAAGUCUCAUAGUAAUCCACCGAUCGAUUAUAUUCCAACAAAAACGGUCUUGUUACAUUGUCAAUGGUCAAGAUGAUCCAAUCCAGCAAAAAGAUUUAGCCCAAAACACAUUAGUCCAUCAUUAAAUCCAAAGGGACCGUUUCAUAUUUGCCAACAGAUGUGGCUCGCAUGUCAUUAUAACCAUAAUAACGCAGAUUUGAAUGUAAAAAAUUACGAUAGCUUGUAUUCAAAUUAGCUGCUGAACUCUGACCUUUCGAGUGACACCAAAUUCGACCCAAUACGAGCUCACAUCUGUUUUACAACCUUCAAUAGCCAAUGAGAGCCAAGACUGUAAGGAAGGGCCAGCCCCUAUUUCAUGGGUAGGCCGAGCCAAUUGCAAGCAAUUGUGCCACUAAAAUUCUGAAAAUAACAAUAUCCAGCUUUAAGUAGGAAGUUCAUGAUCUACCAGCAAAAAAACACAUCUGCAUGGAGCUACCGGCUAAUGCGGAGCGAUGCAGCAGCAGCCUUCCGCCAAGGGGUGGUGCUGUUUUAGAAAAAAUACAGACAUACACUUAGAAAAACCUAAAAUAGUAAUUUUAGGGGGAGAGCGAUAAUUGAGAUGUACCUGUGCAACAAUGUGAUAUAAACAAGAUGGGUCAAAUAUUCUCUUUGAUAUUCAAUUCUAUUCAAUUUUAUUUAUAUAGCGCCAAAUCACAACAACAGUUAUCUCACAGCGCUUUUCAUAAAAGAGCAGGUCUAGACCGUACUCUAUGAUGAUAUUUACAGAAGCCCAACAGUUCCCACCA
Messenger RNA from Micropterus salmoides (largemouth bass), 2621 nucleotides. RefSeq lists its product as uncharacterized. Bases 140 to 1822 code for a protein of 560 amino acids. The transcript has 6 exons. The record is from RefSeq and is a predicted model, not a curated record. NCBI's taxonomy places the organism in Eukaryota, Metazoa, Chordata, Actinopteri, Centrarchiformes, Centrarchidae.